CUCUUUUCUUCCAAAUUCUUUUCUUCAUCCUUCUUCCCCAAACCCCCAAAACCUUCACCCUUCUCCCCUCCCCCUCAUCCUUCAUAGAAUCAUCAACUGUUACUAAUUGUAUGAUCAUGGAUUUUCUGUUUGAUUCAUUUGAAUUAUGAUAAUCAAAUUGUUUGUUUUUGGAGCUAUCAUUUGUGUUGUGAAGCUGUGAAGGAUGUAAUUUUAUUGUUUUUUAUAUUAUAUACAAGUAGAUUUAGCCUCGAUUUAUGUUCAUUGUGGACAAACAAGGAUAUUUUAGUUUUCAUUAGUUGUAAGCCUGUAUAUUUUGGAUUAUUCUACUAAUCAGAGUCAUUUAAGUUUGUUGCACUCAACUAAAAUAAGGAACAGAAAAAAACAAAAACAAAAAACAGAUUAUGAAGCUAGAGCCAGCAUUUGAGUAAAUAUAGAGAAGAGGAGGUGCGCAGAGGCGCCAGUGAGGAGGUGUGAAAGAUUGUGGGUUUUUAGGAGAGGUAGAGGUAGGACGAAAGAAGUAUUGGAGAGAGGUGAUUAGCCAGGAGAUGACGUAGAUCCAACUUUCCGAGGACAUGAUCUUAGAUAGGGUAGGAAGUUAUAGAUGUUGUGGAUUAGGGUAGAAAGUUAGCAGUUGUUUGAGCUUUGUCGUAUUUCCCGUUAGGAUAGAUUGGUGCAUUGUAUCUGUUGCCUGAUUUUUAUUUUUUUUACCGGUAGUAGUAGGUAGCAUUUGUCUCAUAGUUGGCUUAUCUUACCACUGUUGUUAGUCCUUGCUAUUUACUGCACUUCAGUUAUCACAUUAGUUGGUUAUGGUUGUUGCCCCUCUUUGGUAUGUUAUGUUAUGUUUUUCUUAUUAUUUCUUAUAUCCUUUUUACUUCUGUAUACUCAAGCUGAGGGUCUUUCGGAAAUAGGCGUACUACCUCUUUGAGGUAGUGGUACGGUUUGCGUACACUCUACCCUCCCCAAACCUCACCUUUGAGACUAUUAUGGGUUGUUGCUAUUCCCCGUUGGAACUUGAUGAAGUAGUUGGCAAAUUAAAACAGUUCCUUUGUUGUACACCAAAUUAAUGCUUCAGAUUCUGUUAACAUAAGUACUCAGAUGAGAAUUACCACUAUGGGAUAAAUGCGUGAGGAUUUGGUUAUAUUUAUUUGGGAGACCUUUCUCUUCUUCUGUUGCAUAGAAGUUCCCUUAUUAGCUUUAGCACCAUAUCACUUUGAUUCAUAUGUGCAAAUUCGGCCUUCCAAUACCCAAAGACUAAUUGGAAUGAAAAAUUCUUGAAUUUUAAUUGAGCUCUGGUAUUAUACUUUGACCUUUUAGUUUAUUUGGUUAAGAAAAUUUCUGCAAGACGCAAUGUAACAAGAAUUUUGUUGAAUAUGUACCAUGGUAUUAAUGAUCGCAUUACUGCUAUACUGAUUUGUUUAUACAUCUGUUUAUCCAUUUUCUUUUGUUUUUGGUGGCAAAAAAUUGUGAAUUUUGGGUUGAGAUCAAUUCAAGGUUGUGCUUUCCCUUUGUUCAUUCAAAUUAAUGGUCAUAUGACUAGCUCCACGUGUAUGGUCAAGAGGUUAAUGAAGCUAGAAAGGACCACGGGAGACUGGCGCUCAAGUGCUUUUUUACUUUGAAUGACCUCUCCAUUUCAUUUUACGUGACCCACUUUCCUUAUAAAUCUAUUUAAAAAAUAAUGUUUGUAAAUAAUUUAACUUUGAACUUUCCAUUUGUCGUUAAUGACAUGUUUUUAUUAUUUCCAGACAUUUUUAAGACCACAAAUUUUAAAAGUUUCCCUUUCUUUCUUAAAAUCUGUAUUGAGUCAAACACCGACAUAAAAUGAAAUGGUGGGAGGGGGAGUAUUUAUAGUCAGUCAAGUGCUGUAUAGAGGUCUGCAUGAGAGGGGAGGGGGGAGGGCUAAUUCCCCCAUCGGUCAUCACAGAGAUGGGGAAGAACUUAUUUUAUAAAAUCUGCAGGUUGAAUGUGGUUAGAUUUCAAGUAAGCACUUCUGAUAUAUAGACUGGAAGCUGCAAUUUCAGUCGCUCUCACCUGCAGCUGGAGUAUUCCAUUAUAUACCCUUGUAUUUCUGUCUAAACUUGGAGGAGGCAUUUUACAUUCAACUGAUUCAAAUCCCUGAUGGAUCGGAGGUGGUCAGGGUUCUUCAUCUUCAGGUAUCGGUAAAAGAGAAAUCUAUAGGCUUUCAAUUGUUCAGCAGCAUGGAUAUAGAUCUUCGUCUGCCUUCUCAAGACCAUGAUAAGGAAGAAGAAGAAGAGGAACAAAAUGGAAUUAUAAAUAUGCUCGACAAUGAAGAAAAAAUACAUGGUGAUGACGGAAUGCAUGGGAUGUUGGUUAUUGAAGAGAAGAUGCAUGCAGAAGAUAGAGGGGAUAUGAACACUCCCGUAGGAACUAUGAUAGACUUUAAGGAGGAUGUGAACCUUGAACCGCUGGCUGGCAUGGAAUUUGAGUCACAUGGUGAGGCUUAUGCCUUUUAUCAAGAGUAUGCUCGGUCGAUGGGAUUCAAUACAGCCAUACAAAACAGCCGUCGCUCAAAGACGUCAAGGGAAUUCAUUGAUGCAAAAUUCGCAUGUUCUAGAUAUGGAACUAAACGGGAAUAUGAGAAGUCUGCAAAUCGGCCACGUAGUAGGCAAGGAAACAAACAGGAUCCAGAAAAUGCUACUGGUCGGCGAGCAUGUGCAAAGACAGAUUGCAAAGCAAGUAUGCACGUGAAAAGAAGGCCCGAUGGGAAAUGGAUAAUUCAUAGAUUCGAGAAAGAACAUAAUCAUGAACUUCUACCUGCCCAAGCUGUCAGUGAACAAACAAGAAGGAUGUAUGCUGCAAUGGCAAGACAAUUUGCUGAAUACAAAAAUGUUGUUGGUCUGAAAAGUGACACAAAAGUUCUAUUUGACAAAGGUCGAAAUUCAGCAAUGGAAGGGGGAGACAUAAGUGUUCUAUUAGAGUUCUUUAUUCAGAUGCAAAAUCUUAAUUCCAACUUCUUUUAUGCUGUUGAUGUGGGUGAAGAUCAACGUGUAAAGAACUUGUUCUGGGUUGAUGCCAAAGCCAGGCAUGAUUAUGUGAAUUUCAGCGAUGUUGUCUCUUUUGAUACUACCUAUGUCAGAAACAAAUAUAAGAUGCCCCUGGCUCUUUUUGUUGGGGUCAAUCAGCAUUUUCAGUUCAUGCUACUUGGAUGUGCUUUGGUCUCUGAUGAGAGUGCGUCAACAUUUUCUUGGGUAAUGCGGACAUGGUUGAAGGCAAUGGGCGGUCAAGCUCCGAAGACAGUGAUCACCGAUCAUGACCUGGUAUUGAAGUCAGUCAUUUCAGAGGCUUUGCCGCUAUCCCUCCAUUAUUUCUGUUUGUGGCAUAUCCUGGGAAAGGUGUCUGAUACACUGAAUCAUGUCAUCAAACAGAAUGAAAAGUUUAUGCCUAAGUUCGAGAAAUGUCUUAACAGGUCAUGGACAGAUGAGGAGUUUGAAAAGAGGUGGAGAAAACUAGUUGAUAAAUUUGAUAUCAGAGAAGUUGAAUUGGUUCAUUCACUGUAUGAAGAUCGGGUGAAAUGGGCCCCUACAUUUAUAAGGGAUGUGGUUUUAGCGGGAAUGUCAACGGUUCAACGAUCAGAGAGUGUAAACUCUUUCUUUGACAAAUAUGUACAUAAGAAAACUACCGUCCAGGAGUUUGUAAAGCAAUAUGAAUCAAUAUUACAAGAUAGGUACGAGGAGGAGGCAAAGGCAGAUUCUGAUACAUGGAACAAACAACCUGCUUUGAGAUCCCCAUCACCAUUUGAGAAGCACUUGGCGGGGCUUUAUACACAUGCUGUAUUUAAGAAAUUCCAGUCUGAGGUUGUGGGUGCAACUGCUUGUGGUCCUAAAAGAGAGAAGCAAGAUGAGAUAGUCUUAACAUAUAGAGUUCAAGAUUUUGAGAAGACUCAAGAGUUCAUUGUUACAUUGGAUGAAAUGAAGUCAGAAAUAUCUUGUAUAUGUCAUUUGUUUGAAUAUAAAGGCUACCUUUGUAGACAUGCAUUGAUAGUUCUCCAAAUAUGUGCUGUUUCCUCUAUCCCACCACAAUAUAUUUUGAAGCGAUGGACAAAAGAUGCGAAGAGCAAGUACUCUAUGACGGAUGGAUCUGAAGAUGUGCAGUCAAGGUUCCAGAGAUAUAAUGAGCUAUGUCAUCGGGCUAUGAAAUUGAGUGAAGAAGGGUCGUUAUCUCAAGAGAGCUAUAGUUUUGCUCUUCGUGCACUUGAUGACGCUUUUGGGAGUUGUGUAACUUUUAAUAACUCAAACAAGAACAUGUUAGAAGCUGGCACAUCAUCAGCCUCUGGUCUGCUCUGUAUUGAAGAUGAUAACCAAAGUAGGAGUAUGAGCAAGACAAACAAGAAGAAAAAUAACUUCACUAAGAAACGGAAGGUGAACUCGGAGCCAGAUGUUAUGGCUGUUGGGGCAGCAGACAGCUUGCAACAAAUGGACAAAUUGAACUCCAGGCCUGUGACACUUGAUGGUUACUUUGGCCCGCAACAAAGUGUUCAAGGAAUGGUACAGUUAAACUUGAUGGCACCAACUCGUGAUAACUACUAUGCAAACCAACAGACUAUUCAGGGCCUUGGACAGUUGAACUCUAUAGCUCCUACACAUGAUGGCUAUUAUGGUGCUCAGCCGACAAUGCAUGGGCUGGGCCAAAUGGACUUUUUCCGCUCUCCAAGUUUCUCAUAUGGCAUUCGGGAUGAACCCACUGUAAGAUCUUCUCAAUUGCACGACGAAGCAUCUAGACAUCCUUGAGGAUCACCUUUGUCAUUAAAUAGGAAAGAGGGGUUGCACAUUUCAACUUCCAUUACAGGCUGUUUAUGGAAGUACAACCAACAGGAAGAAUGUUGUAGUAUUUGUUUGUAAAAUAAAAGGGGAUCUUCAAUGUAGGCAGUGCUUUUAUUAUUUGUACCUUUGUUCUUUGAUAAACAAACUCUUUAGGUUAAUCUCACCCUGUAAAGGCUGUUGUGGGAUGUAUUGGUUACAGCAAGUAAAGAUGAUUGGUGUGAAGAUAUAUGUACACUUUUCUUCAAGUGAAAGCGAAUGAGUUGUAAAUGUAGGCAGUGCCUUUUUUUUCUUCCCAUUUGUUGAUAAAUAAGUGUUUCUA
Solanum pennellii is the source of this 5097-nucleotide messenger RNA. Its product is annotated as protein FAR-RED ELONGATED HYPOCOTYL 3-like. Gene Ontology annotation, molecular function: zinc ion binding. Lineage: Eukaryota; Viridiplantae; Streptophyta; Magnoliopsida; Solanales; Solanaceae. Bases 2196 to 4745 code for a protein of 849 amino acids. The transcript is spliced from 9 exons. The record is from RefSeq and is a predicted model, not a curated record. Gene Ontology annotation, biological process: regulation of DNA-templated transcription.